Messenger RNA from Camelina sativa (false flax), 786 nucleotides. NCBI's taxonomy places the organism in Eukaryota, Viridiplantae, Streptophyta, Magnoliopsida, Brassicales, Brassicaceae. The record is from RefSeq and is a predicted model, not a curated record.
AUGAGGGGAUCGUUGAGGUUGGAUAGAGCUCUCAACUACAGGAUUAUGUACCUUCCUCAAGCUACGUUUAACUUUUUCAAGUUCAAUCUGAGGAUCUUCAACAAUGUUCACUUUGCGUUUGGAACUGUAAGAGGGAACGGGACUAAACAAACUGGUAAAGGAAUGGCUUCCUCGAAGUUUUGUCUUAAUAUCGCUGGUGACACUCCUUCCUCUAAUCGUCUUUUCGAUGCCAUCGUGAGUCAUUGUGUUCCUGUUAUAAUAAGUGAUCAGAUUGAGCUUCCGUUUGAAGAUACUCUAGACUAUUCGAGUUUCUCAGUGUUUGUGCAUUCCUCUGAAGCUGUAAAGAAAGGGGUUUUGGUGAAUCUUCUCAGAGGGGUUAGAGAGGAUCAGUGGAAGAAGAAGUGGGAGAGACUGAAAGAGGUUGUUGAAUGUUUCGAGUAUCGGUUCCCUUCUCGUCCUGGAGAUUCUGUGGAUAUGAUUUGGUCAGCUGUUUCUCAUAAGCUUUCUUCACUUCAGUUUGAUGUUCAUAGAAAGAAUCGGUACCGUAGAUCUGAUAUUUUUGAUAAAACCCGAUCAGAAAGGUGAAAAAUACUAGUUGAACAAAACCCAUUUUCUCUUCAUUCUUCAUGUCUGUAUUGUUUUCUUGAAUGGGAGAUGUAGUUUUGCCUGCGGGGCAACCUUAGAACUUAAACUUUAGAAGGCUUCAUCCAAAAAGAGUGUGUUGUAAAUGAUGAAAGGAUACCAUUCUAAAAUAAUCACAGAUUCAUAUAAAAAAAAAGUUUAAUA